This is a messenger RNA of Chaetomium fimeti, 1143 nucleotides long. RefSeq lists its product as uncharacterized. Gene Ontology annotation, molecular function: DNA-binding transcription factor activity. NCBI's taxonomy places the organism in Eukaryota, Fungi, Ascomycota, Sordariomycetes, Sordariales, Chaetomiaceae. Gene Ontology annotation, biological process: regulation of DNA-templated transcription. The transcript has 3 exons. The record is from RefSeq and is a predicted model, not a curated record. Bases 175 to 1068 code for a protein of 297 amino acids.
UUCAGACGUUUAUAUAAGUGAUCGAAGCAUCCCGAGUGGACGCCACUUGAAUCCGAAAGCAGAAUCAAGCUCGAACAUCGUUUCCCAAAUCGGAAACCACGAGAUCUUGAAUCAUACAAGAAGCAGAGCACCGUCCCGGCCUGUGAGCCUCUUUCCCCUUUUCUUCUUUUUGAGAUGUCCUCGUACCAACCCCUUGAAGAUCAAGACUACAUAGAAGUCCACCACCCAUACGACUCAUUCGACGAGUGGGACGACACUGGGUCGCGGAGCAGUCACUCCACACCGAGACAAAGCACCUACCCUCCUCCGCCUUCCCUCUCAGGGAAGAGUCGAAGCAGCAAGAAGGGCAGCAGAUCAACCACGACCGGCCAGUCAGGCUCCGACACAGAGAAAGAACCAUCAUCCAAGAUGUCUUCAAGAUCAUCCAGGCACUCAUCAUCCUCCAUCUCGAAGCGGGACAAGCCCUCGUCCAAGACGAAGAAGACGGACGACUGGACUGAGGUAACCGAGCCCGAUGAGAGGCGGCGCAUCCAAAACCGCAUCGCCCAGCGCAAGUUCAGAGAGAAAGCGCGCGAGCAAAAAGACCGGGCGGCGCGCGACGCACAGAACCAGCAGUACGCCGGGUCAGCAUACCACAUCCCAGACGCCGAGGACCUCACCUUCGAGGACGGUGGCGACCUGUCAGGCCUUCCAUGGGGCGGGCUCAACAUGCGGCACGUCGUAGCGCGCGGGCACGCCUCGGCCAGCACCGGGCAGCACACCCACAGCCACAGCGGCCACACGGGCGGCAGCAGCAGCAGCGUGAUCCACGCCGCCACGGGCAGCAGCACGCCGGGCCCGGGCCCCGCCGUCGACCACUCCUCCCUCUACCACCACAUGAGCCCCUACGCCAGCUACGCGCCACACCCCGCGGCGGCGGCGGCGGCGGCGGCAGCUGCGGCCGCUGCCGCCCACGGGCACGGCGCCAUGGUCGACGCCACCGGCGAGGUCUACCACGGCUACGACUCGCCCUACGCCGGGGCCUACUACGACUUCGACCCUUCGGGGGCGGACCAGGGGCACAUGUGAAAUCAUCACAUCCAUCACCAUUGCCGAUCCGAUGGCUGAACGGUGCCGAUCGCGAACGGAAACAAGCAGCAGCAG